Molecule: messenger RNA, 252 nt
Organism: Phytophthora nicotianae INRA-310
Lineage: Eukaryota; Oomycota; Peronosporomycetes; Peronosporales; Peronosporaceae
Exons: 2
Coding region: 1-252 (83 amino acids)
Source: RefSeq, a predicted model, not a curated record
AUGCCGGAUAGCUGGGAGCCUCGUGACGUCCUCCUCGCUGAUGUUCCGGACUGCGUGGCGGCGUACGAGGCGGACCUCGCACCGGUGACGGAUCGCGCUGAGGACGCGCCCUCACAGGCACCGCCUCCACUCUUCACGAUCCGGUCGCGCGACACCAAGCUCGCGACAGUGCGGACACCCAUCGUCGUCGCUUCUUCGCCAGCUUCUGCCAUCUCGGCUCCAAACGCCAAGUGUGGCGUGUUCUCCAUCUGA